Messenger RNA from Durusdinium trenchii, 642 nucleotides. The record is from the annotation of a GenBank genome assembly. NCBI's taxonomy places the organism in Eukaryota, Dinophyceae, Suessiales, Symbiodiniaceae.
GGGACACAAAACUCUAUGUAUCCUUCCUGCGCUGUGCUAUGAAGCGGACGGCAGAUGAGCUUGAGAAGGAAGCUUUGGCCAUGCCAUGAGAAUUGCUCCGCAGACAAAGGAUGACAAAGGAAGCAGUCAACAGAAAGGAAUCCACAGACUCAGUGGGAUUUUGGCGCUGCCAGAUAGAAGCGGUCUAUCGUCGGCGGAAUCCUCACAAAUUGAAAAACAUCCAGGCGCUAUUGGAGAAACAUGUCGGCAGAGAAGCUGUCCUAUACGCAAAAGUUUGCAAGACCUAUGAUCUCGACCCUGGAAAGUUCUACACAAGUCCUCAGGCAUGGGAACAGUAUGAAACUGAUGUGAAACCAGAGGAGCCUGGCCAUGAGGCACCCGCCGAGACAGGCUCAGGAGUUUCAGUUCCGAGCCUGUUUGGAAUCCCUUCUUUCGACAAGAAGCAGGAUACCAAUGGCAAGGGUCAAGACGAAUCCGAUGAGGAGGAGCAACGACCAGAGCCGGAACCUCCGCAAAAAGCAGAGGGCGAAUGCAAAACACAGUGAGACGAGUUUGGUUUCUGAAGGAGAUCAUGCGUGCACUGGCAAAAGAGAUGUCGUGGUUGAUUGACUCGUGAAGUUUGUCAGCAGUCCACUCCCCAAG